AUGGUGCCCAAAUCAUUCCAGGCCGGCUAUCCAAACACAGAGGGCUUCCGAAAGGUCGUGAAGGCGACAAUUUAUAUCAAAAAGAAGCAGGGCAUGUCAGAGGAAGACUUUAUCGAUUAUUACAACAAUAAGCAUGCACAGAGGGCCGUGCCCAUCCUCCAACGUCAUGGAAUCAUCAGCUACAGCCUUACGUAUCAUCUUGAGCGCGACCGAAAGGUCAUCCAGGACAUUAUGCAGGGAAACGCAAAGUUGAUGGAUUAUGACGCCAUCUGCACCUUUGUCUUCCCCGACUAUCUCGCGCUAGCCAAGUUCAUGUACGACAAGGAGGGCGCUGCUUUGAACGGCGACCACGACAACUUCAUGGACGACAGCCAGAUGAAGAUGAUGGUUGGCGAUGAGUACAUGCUGGUGGAAAAUGGACAAAAGGUUGGCUGA
Messenger RNA from Bipolaris oryzae ATCC 44560, 435 nucleotides. RefSeq lists its product as uncharacterized. NCBI's taxonomy places the organism in Eukaryota, Fungi, Ascomycota, Dothideomycetes, Pleosporales, Pleosporaceae. The record is from RefSeq and is a predicted model, not a curated record. The transcript has 2 exons. The coding region runs from base 1 to 435 and encodes 144 amino acids. Gene Ontology annotation, molecular function: oxidoreductase activity.